UAUAUUUCAGUACACUUUAUUAAAUAAGUCUCAGAAAUUGCUAAACAUGGAUGAUAAAUAUGAAACGGUGAAGCUAUGUUACACAAUACACAAAUACUCAAGCCAUUCAGCUAAUUACAUACCAGAAAAUAUAAUGGUAAACAACCCAUCGGAUCAACUCUCGAGAUGGUUUACGGACAGCAACACGCCCUCGCAGUAUAUAAUGUUGAAAAUAAAAGCGCCUGCUAUAGUCGAAACUAUCAAAUUCGGGAAAUACAUUAAAGCUCACGUCAGUGACCUGAAGAAAUUCCAAAUAUUAGGAGGCACAGAUGAACACAACUUAUCUGUGUUGUUAUCAGCAGGACUCAAGAAAGACAGUGCACCGGAGGUGUUCAGGCUCCGACACAGGACCACAGAAGGCCUGUACCUGCCAGUGCAGUACCUCAAGAUAGUACCGCUGCAGUCAUGGGGCCCGGCGUACAAUUACACCAUCUGGUAUGUUGAGCUGCAGGGGAAGACGCAUGAGGACCUGAUGGCUCACGUGCUGGAUACCAUCAAUUUGCGCAAAGAGGAAGAAGCAGUCAGAAUGCUCCUGAAACACUUACGGCGUCGCCGUUAUAAGGAUGCGUUUGAGGCACUAUCGCGCGAGAGCGGUGUGCGACUCGAGGGCGAGCUGCAAGCGCGGUUAUGGCACGCCUUAGUCGAGAAUGGGGACUACAAGCUAGCGGAGGAUAUACUGGACGAGGCAGUCACAGAAGGUGAAUUCGAUUGGUACAUGUCGUGGCAGCCAUACACACCGGUUUGGCGCGAGAUGUCGGGUUGCUCCGUGCAGGUGGAAGACCGCCUAUGUUGCGACACGCCACCCCCGCAGCGCUCCAACGAACUAUCGUGCGCUGACCGCGAGCCACGACCGCUCGAUGCGGAGGUGCCCGUCAAUGGGAGUCAUCAGAAUGCGACACUUAUUGCUGUACCAACCGGACCUCGUGGCGGCCACCAACUAGUGGUGGACUCUACUACUGGCACAUUGUACCUCUUCGGCGGCUGGAACGGGACGGAAGAUCUCGACGACCUGUGGUCAUACGACACAGAGACAGAGCGCUGGGCGCUCCUCUGCCGGCACAGCGGUCUCGAGAACGGGCCCUCGCCUCGCUCGUGCCACAAAAUGGUGUUCGACCCCGUGCACAGAAGGCUAUACACUCUGGGGAGGUAUCUGGACAACGCGCAGCGAGUACCCAGCAAUAUGAAUAGCGACCUAUACAUGUACGACGUGCCAACCAGCCAGUGGUCGCUGGUGACGGCGGACACGGCGGCCGCGGGCGGGCCGCGCCUCGUGUUCGACCACCAGAUGUGCAUCGACUGCGACACGCGCACCGUCUACGUGUUCGGCGGCCGCGUGCUGCCGCACAACACGUGGUCGCUGGUGAUGGCGGACACAUCGGCCGCGGGCGGGCCGCGCCUCGUGUUCGACCACCAGAUGUGCAUCGACUGCGACACGCGCACCGUCUACGUGUUCGGCGGCCGCGUGCUGCCGCACAACACAGAGGAAGCUGCGACGCCGCAAUACUCCGGUCUGUACGCGUACUACCUGAACACCAACACCUGGCAGCUGUUGCUUGCUGACCGCCACACGCUGCCCGCGCCGCAGCCGCGCGUGUCUCACUCCAUGCUGUUUCAUCCGGUACAACGUAAACUGUACAUCUUCGCAGGCCAGCGCAACAAGGAACACCUGUUAGACCUGUGGUGGUGGGACGUCGGUACGAAUACAUGCGGCGCGCUCUGCAGCGGCGCCGCAGCGUGCCCGCCGCCCGCCGCCGGCUUCACGCAGCGAGCGACGCUGGACCCGGACACGGACGAGCUGUUCGUGCUGUCGGGCAUGAGUAAGGAGAAAGACAAACGCGUGUACAACACACUGUGGGUGUUCUCUCUACGGCGUCUCACGUGGACUUGCGUGUACCGGAACGAUAGUAUCACGCCGCGGGAGCCCAGACCACGAUUCGCCCACCAGCUUGUCUACGAUCCCUUACGAAAGAUCCACUACCUAUUCGGCGGUAACCCCGGCAACCAGAACAGCCUGCGCCUGCGCCUCGACGACCUGUGGGCGCUCCAGCUCAAACGGGCCUCCAUAGAGAAAGUGUCCAGGGAAGCCAAGCUCGCACUGAGGGAAGCCUGCUUUAGAGAGCUGGCAGCGACGCCCGGGAGGGACACCAUGGCCUUGAAGUAUCUGAGGAAGGAGCUACACGAUGUGCUGGAUCACAAUAAUCCUGAGGAGGUUGAUCGUUUCCACGCACUAGCGACAGUGUUGUUCGCUGGUGGUUCAACAGCGCGCGGCGCCGUCGCGCUAACACCGCGUCGCGUGCGCACUCUAGCAAGGCGCCGCGUGCGACACUCCGCCCCGCCAGACCUAGCUCAUGCAUUACACGCGGUGUUAGGCGCGGACGACACAAUCCCCGAGCCCCCGACGCCGUACGAGGACGUGUCUCUCGAGGCGCCCGACACCUGGGACGUCGGCGAGGACGACGCCGACAGCGGCGCCGGCGACGCGGACUGGGCCGCCCGACACGCCAGGGUCUUACUCUAUGACAACCUGUGUCGGUACUUCAGGCCUAGCAAGGUGCCGCCGCAGCAGGACAUAGCGGACCUGGUGGCGCUGUGAGACGCGGUUGGCUGGGCGCAGGCUUUGCAAGAACAAUAGACACGUAGAGCGGGCUCACACUUCAUACUACAUGUUAUCUUUACUGAUGUGCCCUACAAAAGUUGCCAAAUUUACCAAGUUCAGUGGAAACACAUGGAACAAUUUCGGAUACUUCUGUAUUGGGAAUUAAAUUUUCCAUUUCCAAAACAGAAAUUGAUUAAUUCUUGUCAGAUUUUCCGCUCGUGAACAGUGUCAAUUUUUAGAAAACUUUUCGUAAGUUGUAUAUCUUUAUCUUUGUACAUGUCUGCCGAUCACAACAUCGGCAGACCGUUUCCUGAUUGGCAGGAUAAAGUCCUUAGGUUUCUUCAGAUAUCUGAAGGGCACAGUGCCUAGAAAUAAGUAUUCGACUACUAAAGUGUACUGGGAAAAUUAUUUUCACGUUUCACUAUAUGACAGUAAGAAUUACAUGUUCUGCCGGGUCUUUCGAUCAAAGUCCGACAUACAUAGCCUCCUCAGUCCUCGUGUACAGUCGACUACAAAGAGAUGGAUCCAUUUUUUCACCUUAUUACAAUUUACAAUGCAAUAAGGUGAAAAAGUGUAUACAUCUCUUUGUAGUACAAAUUUAUGUAUAUAUU
Messenger RNA from Leguminivora glycinivorella, 3246 nucleotides. RefSeq names its product muskelin (gene muskelin). Gene Ontology annotation, cellular component: cytoplasm. Gene Ontology annotation, molecular function: protein binding. The record is from RefSeq and is a predicted model, not a curated record. Lineage: Eukaryota; Metazoa; Arthropoda; Insecta; Lepidoptera; Tortricidae.